AUGGCAGUCGGCGCAUCCUCCGACGAGCGCACCAGGCUGAUUUGGUCGCGCGUCUACCAGGAGCUGAUCCAGGAUGCCGUACCUGAUGCGCGCUUCAACUAUGACUUCAUGGCCUUCACGCCCGACUUCAGAGGCUCUGCUGCCGCCGUCGAGCGCCUGGCUGCCCUGCCCUGCUACCACUCUGCCCAGGUCAUCCUUGCCAUGCCCGACAAUAGCCUAGAAUGCUUGCGCGCCCGCGCCCUCAAGGAUGGGAAAAGGCUCAUUGUGGCUACUCAUCGCUUGCGCAGGGGUUUCCUCGUUUUGGACCCGGGGCGUAUCGAUGCGAGCAGAUACGACCUAGCCGCUUGCCUGGAUGGAAUGGAAAAGGCUGGUGCCGGACGGCCCGUCACGCUCGCCCAGAUGCGCGAUGAGGGUCUUAUGAUCGACAUGUGCGUCAUAGGCGGUCUCAUCUUCAACGUUCAGGGCGUCAGCAUCUGGGGUGGGCAGAAUCUGUUCGAAGUGCAGUGGGCGAUGCUGCAAGACCUGGGCGUACUACGCCACCAGGCCCCUGUCGUUGCCAUUGUCCAUGCCUCCCAAGUUAUAGACGAGGCUCGAAUCAGCAUGGAGACAAUCAAACCCACCAGGUCAGGAGAAGUCCAAUGUGAUUUUGUCAUCACGCCCCAUGCCAUUUUUUCAGUCAAUGGAGCCGUCAAGCCUACAGGGAGCCUCAACUUCGACACUAUAGAUCCAGACAGCCUUCAGAGCAUCCCGCCACUACAGGAACUGCGGGGUAUGCGCAUGAUGGAGAACAUCAUGCAAAGAAAUGGCUUCGCGUCUGAGCAGAGGCCCAUACCCCAGCUUUCUGCUGAGGAACAGAUGGGCAUCAGUAUUGUAGACAGGCUGAUGCAAAAUCAUAAGAGUUGA
Messenger RNA from Bipolaris sorokiniana ND90Pr, 903 nucleotides. RefSeq lists its product as uncharacterized. The transcript has a single exon. Gene Ontology annotation, cellular component: cytoplasm. Lineage: Eukaryota; Fungi; Ascomycota; Dothideomycetes; Pleosporales; Pleosporaceae. The record is from RefSeq and is a predicted model, not a curated record. The coding region runs from base 1 to 903 and encodes 300 amino acids.